Messenger RNA from Chelonus insularis, 884 nucleotides. It is a transcript of the gene Polr3G, whose product is annotated as RNA polymerase III subunit G. Gene Ontology annotation, cellular component: RNA polymerase III complex. NCBI's taxonomy places the organism in Eukaryota, Metazoa, Arthropoda, Insecta, Hymenoptera, Braconidae. Bases 194 to 859 code for a protein of 221 amino acids. The transcript has 2 exons. Gene Ontology annotation, biological process: transcription by RNA polymerase III. The record is from RefSeq and is a predicted model, not a curated record.
CUUGCUGGUGAAGAAGAAGCAACGUGUCCUUCGUGUUCUCUUGUUGUCAAAGUCAUUUACGAUAAAGAAGUUUUUCGAGCGAAGCACGAAGAAGUACAGAAGAAAACAUAUACAGAAGCAAAAAAGGAAAUAGCAUAAGGAUUAUUGAAUAAAAAUCAAAUAAAUUACCGUUCGUAUUAAAUCUACAAUCAUCAUGGCACAUAGAGGAAGAGGAAGAGGCAGAGCCUCAAUGUCAAUAAGCACUGAACAGUUGGGAUUUGGAAAAGGCGAAACUUUACCACCUCCAGUUCUUCAACCUCCACCAAAAUAUCCUCCUCUUGAAUUCAAAGCACCUCCUCCGGAGAUGACCGCUGAGUUUUCUUAUCUUUUAGAACUUAAACGAGAUUUCACUGAAACUGUUUACGAAUCUUUAAGUAAUGUUCAGUCUGGUUAUGUUAAAAAAGACAUAGAAAGGUACUCGGAUCGUUACCAAGAAAUUAUGUCUAACAAAGUUAAAUACGAAGAGUCUUGUGAUUGGAAUUCGAUGCCAAGAGAAUUAAAGUCUUCUCUAGCAAAAAGAAAAGCAAAGGAAUUAAAAGAAUUAAAACAAACUGCGAAAAAGAUUAAAAAGGAAGUUGAUAUUGAUAAAAAACUUGCUGAACUUGAGAAAAAAGAAAAUACAAAUGAAAAUGAAGCAGAAGAAGACGCAGAUAAUGAUGAAGAUGAUGAAGACAAAGAUCCAGACGAAAAUGUAGAAGAUGAGGAGGCAGAAGUUGAUGAAGAAAUGGAUGAUGGUACUGAUUAUGUAAAUAAUUAUUUCGAUAAUGGAGAAGGUUAUGAUGAUGAAGAAGACAAUCUUGACGAUGGACCUAUUUAUUAAUCAAUAAAAACUCGUUUUCUUAAAA